Messenger RNA from Malania oleifera, 1696 nucleotides. RefSeq names its product alcohol dehydrogenase-like 1. Gene Ontology annotation, molecular function: S-(hydroxymethyl)glutathione dehydrogenase [NAD(P)+] activity; zinc ion binding. NCBI's taxonomy places the organism in Eukaryota, Viridiplantae, Streptophyta, Magnoliopsida, Santalales, Ximeniaceae. Gene Ontology annotation, cellular component: cytosol. The record is from RefSeq and is a predicted model, not a curated record. The transcript is spliced from 9 exons. The coding region runs from base 101 to 1135 and encodes 344 amino acids. Gene Ontology annotation, biological process: formaldehyde catabolic process.
CCUACUGCUAACUCUGCUUCAAAGCUCCCCUCGAAUUGGGAGAAUCGAUCAAAUUUCAGUUCUUCCACACCUCACUAUAGAGAGCACAGCCCCAUCAGAGAUGGCAGCGAAAGUAAUCAGAUGCAAAGCUGCAAUAUGCAGAAAUGCAGGGGAGCCUCUAAUUAUAGAGGAAAUAGAAGUAGAUCCACCUCAUGCUUGGGAGGUUCGCAUCAAAAUACUCUGCACCUCUCUCUGCCAUAGUGACCUCUCAACCUGGAAAUUAACUUCUGGACCGGCGGCAUCAUUUCCAAGGAUUUUCGGGCAUGAGGCAGUCGGGGUUGUGGAGUGCGUGGGAGAGCAUGUGGAGGAAGUGAAGGAAGGCGAGAUGGUGGUGCCAGUAUUUCUUGCAAAUUGUGGGGACUGCAGGGACUGCAAGUCCAAGAAGAGCAACUUGUGUUCUAAAUUUCCACGGGUGAACUACAGUGGAAUGCCCAGGGAUGGAGGCAGCAGGUUUAGGGACAUGAAAGGAGAGGCUUUGAACCAUUUCCUGUUUGUGUCCAGCUUCUCUGAGUACACUGUGGUUGAUAUCACCCAUGUUGUCAAGAUCAGCUCGCAGAUUCCCCUUGACAGGGCCUGCUUGCUUAGUUGUGGAGUCCCAACGGGAGUGGGAGCUGUGUGGAAGGUGGCAAACGUGGAAGAAGGAUCUACAGUUGCCAUCUUCGGCCUUGGCACCGUCGGACUUGCGGUCGCAGAAGGAGCAAGGCUCUGCAAAGCUUCUAAAAUCAUAGGCGUUGAUUUAAAUCCUCAAAAAUUUGAGAUAGGAAAGAAAUUUGGAAUUACACAUUUUGUUAAUCCUACCACAUGUGGGGAGAAUUCGGUUCCUGAGGUGAUUAAAGAAAUGACAGAAGAUGGAGUUGACUAUUCCUUUGAGUGCAUUGGGUUGGCAUCCUCCAUGCAAGAUGCCUUCACUUCCACUCGGCAGGGGUGGGGGAAGACAGUGAUACUCGGCAUAGGGUUGCACGGAGCGCCUGUUAAUAUCCGCCCCUUCGAUAUUCUGAGAGGGAAGACAGUGGUGGGUUCUCUUUUUGGAGGAAUUAAGCCCAAAUCUGACAUUCCUGCCUUGGCCCAUAAGUAUCUCCACAAGGUCGUUUACUGAUAUCCUUGCUUCUUCGUCUCACCCAUGUCUCUUGGGUUUGACUGUGUGUGUACAUAUAUAUAUAUAUAUAUAUAUAUAUGCAAACCCUUCCUAAAUUCAUUCUAAAUUGCAUUAUUAAUUGCGUCAUUAUAUGCAUAUGCAGAUUCAUUUAUUCAUUGAUGUUCACUUAGUUUUGGAUGCUCACAGGAGCUUAGUUUGGAUGAGUUCAUCACGCACGAGGUGAGCUUCCAGGAUAUUAACAAAGCUUUUGACUUACUCCUUCAAGGCAAGAGCCUCCGCUGCAUCAUAUGGAUGGAUAAACAGGUCAAUGCAUGUGUCACGCCCAUCACCCAUGACUAAAUCUCUAAUUUUCAAAUAAAUAUAAUAAAUAAUUAACAAGCCAUUUUAAUCAGCUGGCACACUCAUCUAGUAUUCAGAUUUUGAAUACGUCCGUAGCAUUAAUAAAGAAGGUUGUAGUAUUGUUGGAAAUGUGUAUCUCCCUCAGCCCACAUCAAAAGAAAUGUAUUGUCUCUAUCCAUUAUCUGAUUAUUUAUUUAAAUGGCAUUUACCUUAUAGGUCUCA